This is a messenger RNA of Eimeria maxima, 576 nucleotides long. RefSeq lists its product as hypothetical. Gene Ontology annotation, biological process: regulation of DNA-templated transcription. The transcript is spliced from 2 exons. The record is from RefSeq and is a predicted model, not a curated record. NCBI's taxonomy places the organism in Eukaryota, Apicomplexa, Conoidasida, Eucoccidiorida, Eimeriidae. Gene Ontology annotation, molecular function: DNA binding. The coding region runs from base 1 to 576 and encodes 191 amino acids.
AUGCUGCGAGCAGCAGCAAACGCCAUCAGGUGCCGGGGGGCCCUAGGGGCCCCCCUAAGGGCCUCCUUACCUCUUGAGCUCUUUGCAGGGGCCCCCGGUACAAUAUGGGACCGUCGUGGGUACAUGGGUCCCCGCAGAUGGCCUGGAAGCAGCAGCAGCAGCAGCAGCGGCAUAAGCAGCAGCGUGGGGAGCGACAGCAGCAGCAGCAGCCGCAAGAGCAGCAGCAGCAGCACAUUCCCUCCUGCAUCUUUCUCUAUCUUUGGUCUUACAUCCAUGGUAACAAUAAAACCCUCCCCUCCAACAUUAGACACUGUCAACGUUGGGGGCCCCCAAGCAGGGGCCCCCCAGGGUGGCCCCCAAGGGGGGGGCCCCCAAACAUUUACACGUGAAGGGGGUAUAGUAUUUUCUUUUUUACCUAAAUUAGCAACACAGAAGACCUUUGAUAAAUCAGGGAGACUAACAGUCCUAUUAAAGGCAAAACAUAUAGGGUACUUAUUAGGGGGGCCCCCAGGGGGCCCCCUAGAAGGAGACGGGGGCCCCUUAGAGGCCCCCUGUGGACUUUCUAUGGGGUUUUGA